AUGGCUGCACAGAUUAAUGAUGUCAUGGUGGACCCAAGACGAGUAAAAGUUUCGGUUGCGGGAAAGGACUCGAUAGCUUUUCCGCAGGAGCCGCAGCAGAGCCGCGUCACCGCCGCGCCCGCCCCGCCGUGGCCUCAGGAGCCAGAGCCUGAGCGCGGCGCGCUGCCCGGGCCCCGCCAUCAGCUGCAGCCUCACCAGCCUGCCGCCGAACCUCGUGCGGGCUGUGCCCGACCCACAAGGCGCGCCGAGCAGGCCGCGCUGGCGGAGCGCGAGCGCCAGGCCGCCGAGCGCCAGCGCCGCGUGCACGAACUGCAGCGCCGCAAGGACGCGCAGGUGGCGCGCGCGCGCGCCGAGGACGCCGCCAGCAAACGCGCGCAGCGCGAGGCCGAGGAGCAGCGCAGCCGGCAGGAGGCCGAGCGGCGCGCGCGCCACGAGCAGUACCUGCGCCGCAAGGCCCAGAGGGAGGCGCUCGCCCGCGAGCAGGAGCGCCAGCGCGCGCAGAAGGAAGCAGAAGAGAAAGAAGAGCAGGAAAAGCUUCGUAAAAUUCUGCUACAGCAGUGUAACAGAAAGAAAGCAGAACGUCUUCAGCAGCAGAGAAAAAAACAGCAGGCAAAACAAGAACUGGAAGCCAUUCUCUUGCAACAGCAGGAGGAGUACCAGAAGAUGCUGCAAGCUGCACGUGAGGCCCGAUACAAAGAGUUGAAAAAUAAGAAUCAGAGGAAUACUGGGAAACCACAUCCUGCUAUAAAUCUUGCAGAAUUUUAUCAAUUUGAUGGGUAUGUUAAUCCCAUCCCUUGGCAAACAUAG
This is a messenger RNA of Schistocerca serialis cubense, 807 nucleotides long. RefSeq names its product octapeptide-repeat protein T2-like. Bases 1 to 807 code for a protein of 268 amino acids. The record is from RefSeq and is a predicted model, not a curated record. The transcript is spliced from 6 exons. Lineage: Eukaryota; Metazoa; Arthropoda; Insecta; Orthoptera; Acrididae.